AUGUUUUCUUCAUCCGAGUGCAUCACCUGGUUUGCUGUAUUCCUUACCAUGUCUGUUGCUAUAGUAACAGUGAACCUUAUAUCAAUCAUUCUUUUUAUAAAAACCCGGAGUCUUCGCACUCGUGCCAUGUACCUAGUUAUAAGCCUGACCAUAGCUGAUAUGUUUGUCGGAGGAUUUUCUCACUUUUUUCUAUUUCAACGCCUCUCACUAUCAUGCGACAUUGUGAAAAUUAACUUAAGCCAGGAACUGAAUGUGAUAAUUAACUUUCUCUUCCCCUGGUUUCCUCUGACCUCUCUAACAAACAUUGCAGUCAUUUCAUUAGAUCGGAUGCAUGCAACAAUUCGUCCCUUCAGGCAUCGCCUCAUCAAAAACUGGAUAUACGGGGUAACAAUUGCUGGUGUCUGGGUUUUAGCUACAAUGGUAUCAACUGUCAGUUUAAUACUUAAGCUAUAUGGGAAGGAAUAUUCGUAUCAUUUUUACUUCUGGCAAUCAUACUGUUGUUUGUGUCUAUUUGUUAUCUGUUUUUCUUACUCUUUCAUUGUUGUUAAAUUUUUGUGUGGAGCGCAUCCCCAGCACCAUGGUGCAGCCAACAGACAAAGGAAACUGACCGUAACAUUAUUCAUAAUGACUAUCGUAUCCUUACUGAUGUGGCUACCACAUGCGGUUUUUACUUUUCUUUAUCAAACUGGUAUCAUAAAAUUCCUUUCUUCCCAGGAAUCAUUACGUUUGGAUUUUUCUUUAAAGAUUCUAUAUUUUAUGAACUCGCUUGUUAAUCCCAUCGUUUACACAAUAAGAAUUCCAGAGUUCAGGAAAGCUCUCCUGCUGUUAUUUAAACGUCAACGAAGACAAAAUGCCCAAGUUAUUCCUCUUCAUGCGCUUUAA
This is a messenger RNA of Porites lobata, 882 nucleotides long. Lineage: Eukaryota; Metazoa; Cnidaria; Anthozoa; Scleractinia; Poritidae. The record is from the annotation of a GenBank genome assembly.